AUCUGGUGCAGAGCGUCUUGGGAGUUGUAGUUGUAUUUCCCUCUUGCAUCACAGGGAGGUGAAGUUAUGGCGGUUGAAAUACAUCUGCAGUUGAGUGAGUGGUUGGGUCCACUCGGCUUUCAGUGUGCCCCAUUCAAGAUUGCUUGGUACAACGCUUUCGUACAGCCCUCUUUUCACCUUCAGUACCAAGAUGACACAUUGGCCUUUGUUGUCCUCAGUACACCUCAGAUGUUUGAGAAAGCCUUCAAACCUUACAUUGCAGAUAUGCUGUGGGCCACAGUUCGGGACCCUAUAGAUGAGUGUGUUGUUCAUUAUUUUACACUUCUGAAAAAAAAUUUCUCUGAUCACAGGAUUGAAACCAUACAUGACUUUGAGAUGUUUCCUAAUCGAAAGCCAAAGAUUUUGGUACAGACAGCUGCACAUGUGGCUGGAGCAGCCUAUUAUUAUCAAAUGAAGGAUGUGCAGCAAAAUCCCUGGGGAGAAAAAAAGAUGACUGGAGUCUGCAUUCAUCCACGCUAUGGGGGCUGGUUUGCAAUACGAGGAGUCUUGAUAUUCCCAGAUGUCCAGGACCAAGCCCUUGAGCAGAAGCUACCUGUAGACUGUGUGUCAACAAAUGAGAAAAAGAUCCAAUUACUUGAAAGGUUUAACUUUCACUGGCAAGACUGGACCUACAGAGAUAUCAUUGAUGUAGAGGAAAGAUAUUCCGAAGAACAAAAGCAGUAUUUUGCUACACCUCCUGCUGAAAGAUUUAAACUUCUUGGACUGAAAGGUGAUGCUUUUAGAGGUAAUCAGCAACCUAAAACCCAUGGAGAUUUUUAACCUGUCCACUCACAGGCGCAUGUGAAGGGAAAGUAAUAGAGAGAGGGUUCACUAUUUAGCUACUGCAUAAAUAAAUUAUGGGAAUAAAGAGACUCUGUUUUUGUGAAUGGGAUAAUUUAUGUACUCCAUUCCUUUAUUUGCCCUAAUAUGUAGUUUUACAUCAUCUUACAAAAGAAGCAUGGUUUUCUAUUUUGGCUUUAUAUUUUCAUAUGGUUUUUGGCUCUCUGUAUACUUAUUGCUUUAUAAAUUGAGAAAUUAGCAUUAUUAGAUUAUUCAUAAUUAGAUAUCUACUUACUCAAAAUGUGAUAUUUUGAGAGGUUUUCAGUGAGUUUGUUACCUAAGCAAAAGCAUGGCCUUCAGUUUAUAUUCUGAGUUUGCAAAAUAACUUUGUUUAUUCAGAAUGUAAUGUAGAAGCCAAUACAUAGAAAUUGAUAUGGACGAAGUCAAAACAUGGAAAAAAUGCACUUAGCCUAACCCUAUUGAAACAGGACUACUGACAUAAGUAAACGUUAUGAAAAAUCUGAAAUAAAGGUUUACAUUCAGAAGUCACUUUAAAGGGUCUUGCUGAACAUGACCCUUGAUCAUUUAAAAAUAUUCAUUUUAAAGCUACAUUAUGUACACAAUAUUUGUGAAAUUAUGUACUAAAUAUUGUGAACUCUGAGAGAACUGUUACAAGUCUAUGUGCUGAAAACUUUAGAAACACUGAGCAGAUGUCAGCAUUAUAAGUUACAAAAGCAAAAUAUUGCAGAUUUUUGAAAUUUGAAGUAAAAGUGGAAAAUGUUGGAAAUCUCAGUAGGUCUGGCAGCAUCAAUGGAAAGUGAAACAGAAUUCAUGUUUAGAGUCUGAUAUGACACUAAUUCUGUGCCCUUGUCACUCUUAGUGCUUCAUCUAAAUGGAGUUCAACAUGGUAGAGUACAGAUUCAACAGAUGUGGGGCUGGUGUAUGUGGUAAUCAAGAGGUUUUGGUACCUGUACUUAAUCUGAUGUCAUGAGAUCUCGCAAGAUCUAAUGUAAAUAUUGACUCUUAUCUUAACUGACUCUUAACUUACUCCUGACUGUAGACCACUCAACCAUUACUGUCACGCCAGGGAAUCAAUCUUGUUUCAAUGAAGUGUGCAGGGGAGCAUGCUAGUAGCAGCAAUAGGCCUUCAUAAAAAUGAAGUGUCAAUCUGAUGAAACUACAACCCAGAACUAUUUGCAUGCCAAACAACAAAAGCAGUGGUAGACAGGAUUAAGUGAUUCCAGAAUCAAUGAAUCACAUCUAAGCUCUGCAAUCCUGUCACAUUCGGUUGUAAGCAGUGAUGGACAAUUAAACAAGUCUGGAGAAGGAAGUUCCACAAAUAUUCCAUUCUCCAUUAUAGAGAGCCCACCACAUAUGCCAGAGAAAAUGCUGAAGUAUUUGCAACAAACUUUAGCCAAAAUACUGAAUGAUAUUUAAUAUCAGCUGCCUGCUCUGGAAGUCCAACAUCACCCACCACUCUGCAAUCGUCCAAUUAUACCAAGGUAAACUCUUUCUGCUGCCCUUCACUUUGUUUUUGAGAAGUGAUCUCAAUAGCUUUUCUCUAUUGCUUUGAAUAGUCUUAGGCACAGUACUGAGCUCUCUUGUACUACUUGUCACUUGAAAUGUCUCUGAUCAUUCCUUUUCUAGGCUGAUACAUUCUAGUUGGUCCCAAUUAGGGUCUCACAUCUUUACUAGCAAUAUUACAGUUCGACAACAUGUCUGGUAACUUUCGAUGAUAAACACGAUUGAAUGUUAUUUGUAGUCUAUGACGCACAAGAUAUUGAUUACAUUUUUAAAGUUUGUUCUGGUAAAAUAUUCCCUCGUGUUCUGACACCAGACCAUUUAAAUACAGACUGUUUCACCAA
This is a messenger RNA of Stegostoma tigrinum, 2684 nucleotides long. It is a transcript of the gene mmachc, whose product is annotated as metabolism of cobalamin associated C. Gene Ontology annotation, cellular component: cytoplasm. The coding region runs from base 67 to 819 and encodes 250 amino acids. The record is from RefSeq and is a predicted model, not a curated record. Gene Ontology annotation, biological process: cobalamin metabolic process. The transcript has 4 exons. Gene Ontology annotation, molecular function: FAD binding; cyanocobalamin reductase (cyanide-eliminating) (NADP+) activity; demethylase activity. NCBI's taxonomy places the organism in Eukaryota, Metazoa, Chordata, Chondrichthyes, Orectolobiformes, Stegostomatidae.